Rotaria sp. Silwood1 is the source of this 1971-nucleotide messenger RNA. NCBI's taxonomy places the organism in Eukaryota, Metazoa, Rotifera, Eurotatoria, Philodinida, Philodinidae. The record is from the annotation of a GenBank genome assembly.
AUGGAACAUACUAACAAAUCCCGAUUUACUGACCUUAUAGAUGAACCUAUAGAUCGCUUGUUACCACCAAUACGAGGUCAACAAAACCAGCCACUUGUUUCAUUAAUAGAAGCAAUGCAACCCGUUUCCAGCUUUUUCAAUGGAAUUAAAGAUAAAAUAAUGAUCGCAUUAAAUAAUUCUCAAAAUCCUACAGAUGGAUUAACUCAAGAAGAAUCAGCUUCUAUUCAAUUAUAUACUAUGCAAUUUGAUGACGGACCAAGUCUAUUUGAAUUACUUAAUCAAUCAUUACGUUCUGAAAAUCGACAAAAUUUGAAACCAUGGUUUCCUUAUCUCAAACUAUUUUGUACUGCACUUUGUAAACUUCCAUCACAGAAAACAAAAGUAUGGCGUGGAGUUCGUGAUGUUGAUUUGAGUGCGAAAUAUGAAAAGGGUACAAUAUUUGCUUGGUGGGGUAUUAGUUCUUGUAUGACUGAUAUGCAAACACUAGAAAUCAGUCAAUCUUUUAGUGCACAAGAACAAAACACGUUAUUUUCGAUUGAAUGUAUCAAUGGAAAAUCUAUUUCACAACAGUCAUAUUUCAAAAAUACGGAGCAAGAAAUCAUUCUCAUGCCUGGUUCCUAUUUCGAAGUAAUUGAUCAAUUAAAUUCAGCCACUGGACUGCAUAUUAUAGGGCUAAGAGAAAUUACAACAUCGAUGACACUUUUUAAACCAUUAUUUGCUAUAUGGAACGAAGAAACAACUUCAUCAGCCAAAUAUCAGUCAAGCAUAUCUUCUUCAUCAACAUCAACUGGAAUACCAUCGACAGCAUCCAACUACCGUGUUUUAGAGCAAAUGACAAAAGUUCCUAUGUACGAAGGUCUAUUUUCAGCAGUGGCAUUAACAAAAGAUUAUAUGGUUCAGUGGGCAGCAAAUAAUGUCUAUGCUGAUGAAGCACUUAUUGUACCAUUUCCCAGUUUAGCUAUAUUUGAUCCAGAUACAAAGCUUUGGCAUAUUCACAUUAAAGCUUGGUUAUAUUUACCAUUUGAAAUUCAAAAAUUCAAAAACUAUUUAUCAUCAUUACCUAGUAUUUUAACUGGGAAAACUGAAGAAAAGUCUGAAGAUUCUAUAAAUCAAAACACUAAGAAAACUGAUGUACUAAAAAACUUGAAAACUCUUGUUCUAAGUGAAGCAAGUAAAUAUAAAAUGAAGGAAGAAAAAUUAACUACUGACAAGUGUAUAGAUGAAGAUGCUCAAUGUUUUGAUAAAGCAAAAGAAAAGCCAGAUCGAUUAAGUUUAUUUUUUGUUGGAACACCAGCUAAAGCUGCAAUUAAAUGUAUUAUUCAUGAUAUUGAACAUUUAACAAAAACAUCUGAUGAAUAUGGUUUAGUAGAAGAAAAACUUGAAUUACCUCAUGAAAAAAUACAAACAAUUUCAAAAGUAAUUCAUCCUGAUUCUGAUGAUCGACAAUUUGAUUGUGAAAUUCGAACAUGUAUAUCGAAAACUGAUACGAAUUCGGAUACUUUGAAAACACAAAAAUGUACGAUAUAUAUUCUUGCAUCUCAAGGUAUUAGUGUUAUAUCCGAUAUUGAUGAUACAAUAAAAAUUUCGAAAGUUUUAAGUAUACCAUCAUUAUUAAAAAAUACAUUUUAUGAUGAUUUCAAACCUGUUAAUGGUAUGAAUGAACUUUAUCAAAAAUGGCAUCAACAAAAAUGUCAAUUUCAUUAUGUUAGUGCAAGUCCAUGGCAAUUGAAAUAUAUUCUUGUUGGAGAUUCAGGAGAACAAGAUGCUGAAGUUUAUGCUGAACUAUACAAUACGUUUUCUCAAAGUAUUGCUCAUAUUUUUAUUCGGGAUGUUUGUCAAACAACUAAAUGUUUACCACAAUGUCAAGAACGAUAUAUAAAAGCAUUCAAAGAUGUACCAAAACGUAAAUGGACUGUUUUUAAAAAUCCUAAAACUCUAGAAACAAAUAUUGAAAAAAUAAUUGCUAUAUAA